Molecule: messenger RNA, 727 nt
Organism: Ceratosolen solmsi marchali
Lineage: Eukaryota; Metazoa; Arthropoda; Insecta; Hymenoptera; Agaonidae
Product: cytochrome P450 4C1-like
Exons: 3
Coding region: 52-723 (223 amino acids)
Molecular function (GO): iron ion binding; oxidoreductase activity, acting on paired donors, with incorporation or reduction of molecular oxygen; heme binding
Source: RefSeq, a predicted model, not a curated record
AUUUUUUAAUAUUUAGGUAAGCGCUAUCCAAAACGCUUUUUGGAUAUUUUAAUGGACCAUUACGAAGAAGUAAAUCAUACGUUAUCGUUUAAGGAGGUACUGGAUGAACUGGAGACAUUCAUGUUUGCUGGUCACGACACUACAGCUGCCGCCAUUAGUUGGUCACUUUUUGCUCUUGGUAAUGCUCCGGAAAUUCAAAAAAAAAUUCGUGACGAGCUGAAUGAAGUAUUGGAUAAUCCCUGUGAGCAAGUAACGAGUAAACAUUUGGCUCAAUUAGAAUAUUUUAAUAGAGUCGUAAAGGAAAUCCUUCGAUUAUAUCCAAGUGUUCCUGUAGUUAGUAGAGAAUUAGACGAGGAAACUAUAUUUGAUAAUUGUAUUAUUCCAAAAGGAACGUGGAUCAGUAUUCAGAUAUAUCAAUUACAUCACGAUCCUGAGGUUUGGGAAGAUCCUGAAACCUUUAAUCCGGAUAGAUUUUUACCAGAAAACAAUGCUCAAAGACAUCCUUACGCAUAUGUUCCUUUUAGCGCUGGACCAAGAAAUUGUAUUGGGCAGAAAUUUGCAAUUUUAGAAAUUAAACAUACCUUGUUAGGAAUUUUGCAAAAAUGGAACAUUUCCAGUGUUUUGAAACCGCAUGAGAUGAAACUUAAAUCAGAAAUUAUAUUAAAGCCUUUCGAUGGGAAUAUCGACGUACAUUUUACUCCGUUAGAAUAUAUAAUAAGUUAAUGAC